CCUUCUUCUUCGUCUUCGUCUUCGUCUUCGUCUUCUUCUCUUGAUUAGGGUUUGAGAGAAGAAGCUCAGAGAGAGAGAGAGAGAGAGAGAGAGAGAGAGAGAGAAGCAUGUCGGAGAUUGUAUCAGUGGCGUGGCACAAGUAUCUUCUUCAAUUGCAACAAAACCCUCUGAGGACAAAGGCAAUCACUUCUGGGGUGUUGGCUGGAUGUAGUGAUGCUAUUGCCCAGAAGAUCUCUGGCAUCAAGAAGUUGCAACUCAGAAGGAUGCUUUUGAUCAUGCUCUAUGGUUUUGCAUAUGGAGGUCCAUUUGGCCACUUUCUACACAAGCUCAUGGAUGCUAUUUUCAAAGGGAAGAAAGGGAAAGCAACUGUUGCUAAAAAGGUGUUGUUGGAGCAGUUAACUACUUCACCAUGGAACAACAUGGUUUUCAUGUUUUAUUAUGGGUUGGUUGUUGAAGGCCGGCAGUGGAGCUUAGUCAAGAACAAGAUCAAGAAGGAUUACCCAUCAAUUCAGCUGACUGCCUGGAGGUUCUGGCCAAUUGUCGGGUGGAUUAACUACCAGUACAUGCCUCUUCAGUUCCGCGUUCUGUUUCAUAGCUUUGUUGCUUCUUGCUGGGCGAUAUUUCUGAAUCUGAAAGCUCGAUCGGUCGCUGUGAAGAAUGCAUAAAUAUACCAAACUCAGUGAUUGAUUCGACGUAAUUUAUAAACUACAAUUAGUCAUGCUGCUUGAUGAACACAGUUAUUGUCCUUCUUUCAUCGCUAAUAAACUUUAUCGGUUCUUCGUCUUUAGUUAAGAGUUUCAUGAAGUAUAAUGUAUUUAAGUUUAAUGAAAUUCAUGGAAAAAUGAGUACUUGA
This is a messenger RNA of Dioscorea cayenensis subsp. rotundata (Guinea yam), 853 nucleotides long. Its product is annotated as peroxisomal membrane protein PMP22. The transcript has 7 exons. The coding region runs from base 108 to 665 and encodes 185 amino acids. Gene Ontology annotation, cellular component: cytoplasm; membrane. NCBI's taxonomy places the organism in Eukaryota, Viridiplantae, Streptophyta, Magnoliopsida, Dioscoreales, Dioscoreaceae. The record is from RefSeq and is a predicted model, not a curated record.